AUGGAGUACCAGGGACAGCACGGUCAUGCCACUAACCAAGGCAACGAGUACGGCAACCCGGUCGCCGGCCACGGUGCCACCGGCAUGGGAGGCCACGGUGCUGCCGGCGAGCAGGUCCAGCCUAUGAGGGACGACCUCAAGACCGACGGCCUCCUGCGCCGCUCUGGCAGCUCCUACAGCUCAGGCUCGUCUGAGGAUGACGGCAUGGGCGGGAGGAGGAAGAAAGGAAUAAAGGAGAAGCUCCCCGGAGGCCACAAGGACAACAACCGGCAGGACACGGCCUCUGGGAAGCAGGGGCACGUUGGGCUGACAGCCACUGGUGGGCACGGCACCGAGGGAACCGGAGAAAAGAAGGGCCUCAUGGACAAGAUCAGUAGGUGUUCUCGCUUCUCAUAUGUGAUAUGGCGUGUACCUUUUUCUCUUUUUACAUGUGAAUCUAUGGAUUGA
Miscanthus lutarioriparius is the source of this 447-nucleotide messenger RNA. The record is from the annotation of a GenBank genome assembly. NCBI's taxonomy places the organism in Eukaryota, Viridiplantae, Streptophyta, Magnoliopsida, Poales, Poaceae.